UCAACCCAUAAAGUUAAAUUUGGCUCCCCAAAUAGCCAAAUAUGGCUUUUUAGCUCCCCAAACCCCAUUUUCACUCCAACCCUACACAAUGCUAAAUUUAGCUUCCUACCUCCCUUUUUUCAAUUUAUUACAAUAAAGCAUACUUAUUUGACCUCUAAUUUUCAUAUUUCACUUUAAUUUUCUAUAGUUAGUUAUUACUUUUGAAAAAAUAAAAUUUUCGAUGUAAUAUUUUUUAAUUCGGAGACAAAAAAAGUUUCGGAAAAUUAGUCAUUAUUUUGUUACCGUUAACUUCGGGACCAAUGAAAAAUAUCAAUUAAACAUAUAACAUUUCAUAUCUUCUUUCAAACAAUUAAAAAACAACAUACACAAUCAACCAAUGACAAAAUACCACACAAAAAAAGCAAAAAGAAAAACAACACAAUCAACCAAUGAGAAAAUCCCACAAAAAAAAAACAAAAAAUAAAAGAGGAACCACCGCGGGUCCACCAUUUCCUCUAGCCAAAUUUGGCUUUUCAACCUUUUUGGAAGCUAAAUUUGGCUCCCAAUUCACCAAUACCCAUUUUUAGCUCCCCAAAAUAAUGUGGGUUGGAGCACAAAAAAAGAGCUAAAAAUGGGUAAAUGGCUUUUUAGCUCUAGGGCUGGAGUUAGUCUAACUACAAUAAUAAUGCCCUUCAUGGUUACAGAGUUACAUUGGGCUUGGUAGUUUUUGAAUUGUGGGCUUACCCGUUCUAUUGUUCCGUUACUUUUUUAAUUGGCAUUUUUAGGCUAAUACCCCAUUUUGGCCCGAAGUUUGGUGUUAGUGACGAUUUUGGCUCCAAUUUUCGAAUAUUACACUUUUGGCCAAAUUUUCAAAUUUAUAGACGUAUUUGGCUCGUGUUACGUUGUGACCGACAUAAUUGACGGUCAACUAAUUUCCCCGUAAGUGAUUCAACAACCUUUGCUGACUCGGACCGCCACGUCAUUAACUAAAUAAAAAAAAAAUAAAAAAAAAAACCCGACCGUUCCCUUUCCUCCCCCACCUUUCCCUUUCAUUCCCCAUCAUUCCCCUUCUUUCUCUUCAUCGUUCCAUGCAACCCCACCCGAUCGACGAAAUCCGACCAGGAGUCAGUGUCGAUUGAUCGCGCCCUGGUGAAUCUUUGUCGGCUCGGCGAAGAUUCAUUUCCUUCCCCUUCUUUCCCUGUCCUUCCAUAUCUUUUCCUUUCUGUUUUCGUCGAAUCUGCCUUCCUCUGCUGAUCGACGAACUCCGACCUAGAAGCAAACAACAGCGAUCGCGCGCCCGGUAAAUCUCCAGUCGGUGGCGCGAACCCUGACUCUUCCUUUAGAAGCCAACGAUUCGUCUCCCCCCUUCGCCCAAGUGUUUUUCCCUGUCCUGCUUUCUGUUGGAGAUAAAAGCUAUUGUCGUCGUCUUCUUUUUGUGGGAUGAGGUCGGGACCACAGCCACGAAGAUCGGUUUUUCAUCUAUACAGGUAACGAUCUUGCUGUCGUUUUCUAUUGUUUAAGGAUUUCGAUUCUGGGAAAUCGCCGCACUCAAUAAACAAUUGUCUUUUAUGCUCUUUUUGGGUUAGUGAUUAUGAAACACGUGAAAGGAAUUUAAAAUUGGCGGUUUGUAUGUGUUUGUCUUGUUUAUGCUUUGUUAACCAUAAAGAGACCAUAAACAAUUCGUCCACUAAUAUAUAACCUAAUUUGUCCAUAUUGUAGGAUGAGCAUCCUACUUGUGCUUCGUCAUGGGGUAUGUUGGAUACAUCAAAAGCGGUUCCAAAAUAUGUUGGUGGUGUUGAAGACCGGGUUGAUAUGGCAGUUGAUGAUAUGUCGUACUUUGAGCUUCUGAGUAUUUUGAUUCCAGAUUUCGAUUACUUGUCGGUUGAGAAGAUGUGGUAUUUGACUCCGGGACAGAGCAUGGAGGAUGGUUUGCAAGAGAUUGCCAAUGAUUCUGACAUGAUGAAUGGGUUACUUGGAGAUGCCGAGCUAGGGGAGGUGGUGGUGUUUUUUGAAGCAACCAAGUUUCUCGGUGAAAUGGGGGACAACUAUGAGAAUAGUGAAGAUGUUGCAGACGAGGAAGGCGACAACUCUGGCGUCGCCGAGUUCAUCCGGCUAGAUGAUUAUGAAGCUCAGACUUCAGAUGAAGAAUAUCAUGAGAUUAGGGCCCGUUUUCGUCGCAUGAGACAGAAAUGCAUGUUUGAGGCGACUAGAUCGGGGGAAGAGGUCGACCUAGUAUUUGUAGAUGAAAAUGAGGUAGAACAGAGUGUGCAGCAGGAGGAUGGAGAGCUAGAGCAUGAGCAGCUAGAUGUACAACCUACUGUGAACGAGGAAGAAAAUGCAGGGGGGACAGCGAACAUAUAACAUGGAUGAUGUUGAAGUUGAAGGGAGUGAAUCUUCUAUCUAUAGGGGUUCUGAGGACUCAAAUCAUGUGAGGGGGAAUUUGGAUGAAGAAGAAGACGUGUCUAUGAUUGACAAGUGUCGAUUUUAUGAUCCAAAUUGUGAUCAUAAAAUACUUUCGAUUACCACACAUAUGAGGUUUGCUAGUCCCAAGCAGUUUCAAUAAGCUAUUACAAAGCAUUCAAUAGAGAUUGGAGCUGAUAUUAGAUGGGCGCGCAGCAGUGAGAAGAGAAAAGAAGUUGUGUGUGCCCAAAAGUAUGGCUGGAGGGUGUAUGCAAGUUGGUAUGGGAAGAGGGAGACUUUUAUGGUGAAAGGUGUUGGGACUCCUCAUGACUGUCCGCGUACUUUUGGCAUUCGAGGUGCUACUUCGAAGUGGAUAGCUACUCAAUUUCUAGAUCGGUUUAGAGUGGAGCAAGAUUGGGAUGUGAAUCUCAUGGCGGCUGAGAUAAAGUAGAAGUACAAUG
Molecule: messenger RNA, 2840 nt
Organism: Linum trigynum
Lineage: Eukaryota; Viridiplantae; Streptophyta; Magnoliopsida; Malpighiales; Linaceae
Source: the annotation of a GenBank genome assembly